This is a messenger RNA of Benincasa hispida (wax gourd), 2043 nucleotides long. RefSeq names its product Pectin lyase-like superfamily protein. NCBI's taxonomy places the organism in Eukaryota, Viridiplantae, Streptophyta, Magnoliopsida, Cucurbitales, Cucurbitaceae. The record is from RefSeq and is a predicted model, not a curated record. Gene Ontology annotation, molecular function: pectate lyase activity.
AUCAUGUAUUUGUAUGAGGUUGUCAAACUUAAUCUCAGCAUAACUCAACAAGUUUACUCGACUAAGAGGUUAAGGUUCAGGUUCGAAUCUCCCCGAACCACUUUAUAGAAUUAAAAGAAAUCCAAAUGAAAUUAACCUGUUUCCUUCAAAAGUAAAUUGGAUACAACUUUCCUCCUCGAGAACCAAAGAUUCUCUCUCCCCCCUCUCUUUCUUUCUCUCACUAACUGAACCCCAAAAGUCUCUGACAAUGAUUAUAUUAGACAGAAUGAGAGCUGAGAAUGCUUUUGAGGGUAACAUGGAAGGAAGAAAAAUGAAGAAAAACAGUUGAAAAACAGUUCUCCACUCAAAACAACAAACAAACACAACUGCAGAGCAAUUUCUAAGCCUACAGAGAGAGUGAGUGAAGAGUGAGAGAGAGAGAGCUUACCAUUUUUGCUCUCCAAAAUGUUGGCCACAACCUACAUUGUGCUGCUAGCUUUGCUGCUACCCACCAGCUUGCCGCUCCGUGCCAGUGCUGGUGCCGCCGCUGUUGCUCUCAACCUCACUCUCCCCGGUCAGCAUCCGAGCCCUGAACUGGUUGCCCAAGAAGUUCACAGGAAAGUGAAUGCUUCCUUAACGAGGAGGCAGUUGCUCCAAAUCUCAGAGAAAGAUGAAUCUUCUUCUUGCUACACCGGGAACCCCAUCGACGACUGCUGGAAAUGCGAUCCAAAUUGGCCAAACAACCGCCAACGCCUCGCCGAUUGCGCCAUAGGAUUCGGCCAGUACGCUCUCGGCGGCAAAAACGGCGAGUUCUACAUCGUGACAGACGAUUCCGACGACGAUGCGGUAAAUCCAAAGCCCGGAACAUUACGAUACGCAGUGAUACAGCCGCAACCACUCUGGAUUGUCUUCCCCGCCAACAUGCUCAUCAAACUCAAACAGGAACUCAUCUUCAACAGCUACAAAACCUUAGAUGGCCGCGGCGCCAAUGUCCACAUCGUCGGCGGUGGCUGCAUUACGUUGCAGUACAUAAGCAAUGUCAUUAUCCACAACAUCCAUAUCCACCAUUGUUAUCCAUCAGGUAACACAAUGGUCCGAUCAAGUCCGACCCAUUAUGGAUACCGGACGAAAUCGGACGGCGACGGGAUAUCGAUCUUCGGAUCGAAGGACAUAUGGAUUGAUCAUUGUUCAUUGUCGCGUUGCAAAGAUGGGCUAAUCGAUGCGGUGAUGGGAUCCACCGGAAUCACGAUUUCAAACAAUUAUUUCUCACAUCACGAUGAAGUUAUGCUGUUGGGUCACAGCGAUCACUACUUGCCGGAUUCCGGAAUGCAGGUUACGAUAGCAUUCAACCACUUUGGGGAGAAGCUAGUGCAAAGGAUGCCGCGAUGCCGAUUAGGUUACAUUCACGUCGUCAACAAUGACUUCACCCAAUGGGAAAUGUACGCAAUCGGCGGCAGCGGAAACCCCACCAUCAACAGCCAAGGCAACCGCUACACCGCCCCCUACGACCGCAACGCCAAGGAGGUCACUAAGCGAGUCGAAACUUCCGAGUCCGAGUGGCGUGGCUGGAACUGGCGGUCCGAGGGCGACAUUCUCGUCAACGGCGCCUUUUUCGUCACUUCCGGCCAAGGCCUUGAAGUCAAGUACGAGAAAGCCUACAGCGUCGAGCCCAAGUCCGCCGCCCUAAUUGACCAGCUCACUUGGCACGCCGGCCCGCUCGGCGUCGGUGGCCGGGAUAAUAAUUUGGGAAUGUGGACUACUGGCCCUAACGGUGGAGGCUUUGCGCUUGGGUCUGGUAUGGACUAUACUGACGACAUGUCGGAAAGUUAUUUUGUUAGGGCUUUUUCUCUUUUGUUGGCCUGUUUUUGCGCAUUGGUGGUUGCUUUUAUGCUAUGACGACAUGUCGGAGUAUUUGAUAGAACAGAAAAGAAAAGGACAGGUAGAGUGGGUUUUUGCAUUUUUCUUAAAAUGGCAUAAAGAAGGCCUAAAAAUGUAAAUCCAUUCGUUGCGUUACCCAUUGUAUGCCAAAACUGAGUUUAGUUUAUCUAAUUUUCUUUUUGUUAA